Messenger RNA from Caenorhabditis elegans, 1219 nucleotides. It is a transcript of the gene ZC132.11, whose product is annotated as Serpentine Receptor, class Z. NCBI's taxonomy places the organism in Eukaryota, Metazoa, Nematoda, Chromadorea, Rhabditida, Rhabditidae. The record is from RefSeq and is marked reviewed. The transcript has 5 exons. Bases 214 to 1128 code for a protein of 304 amino acids.
UGUGGUUCUUAUUUUUGAAGUGUUCUGUCGUCCUAAGCAAGUCGUCUUUCCGGAAGUGCAAAUGACUUAUUCAAACAAGAAACCAAUGAGCUGGGAAAAUUCGGAUCCAUUUUCCAAAGCGCGUGAAAAUGUUGCUAUGGAAACCUUCUCACAAAUUGCGGGGCUGUGUGGAGUAUAAAACUAGUUGCUCGGAAGCCAAAAUGUGUUAGAAAAAUGGUUCAGGAGCAGAUGAUCAAACUGAACAUUUUUCCGUAUUCUCUAUCAUUUGACAAAUUUGUGGAGUUUAUUGGAAAUGUUAGUGAUGUUAAAUAUCUCGGAAUUUCCUUUGGCACGUUGGUAGCUUUUUAUGGACUGGCGCUGAUCAUCCACAUGAUUUUCUCCAAAAAAUCCGAUUUUGUGGAAGAUCAAAGUUUUUUGACCCCAUUAAUUUCAAAAUACCGCAACAUCACCAAGAGAAUUGUCACGGUUGUCAAUGGAAUCGCUCUGGUAAACGGAUUAUCUCAUUUUUUCAAUGUCGGUUGGCUUGUAACAGUGUUGUGGUACCCCAUGUGGAUUGCUCUUUACUCUAUUAAAGUUUUCACUGAAAUGUACUUAAUCGUCAUUUCCUUCUUCUCAAUUUCAAGAUGCUUCGUAUUUUUCUCACUGGCAAAACCAAGUGUAGAGCUUACGCAAGACUGUGUCAAGGCUGGAAUUCGAUUUGUUCUGGGUAUACUUGUUCUCAAGGACCUUGUUUUGUAUGUUUCGUUGAUUAUUGUUUCCGAGGCUGAGAAGUUUGAGAAAAUUGGGACAAUCUUUGACUACUACUGUGGAAUCUAUCUUUUCUGUCAGCUUUUCCUAUGUGUCGCUGGCCUUUCCCAGCUUCCGAUCAUGUGUGAAAAAUCUAUAAUUGAACUGACACACCACGAAAAACAAAUUUACUCCCAAACUUUUGCAAUCGCAAUUUUGAAAUUGGUUCUCCUCUUCUGCCUAUUCGUUGCCGGAAACUUCAUAAAUUAUGAGAUUAUCAUCUCAAUGUUUGUGACGUCCGAUUUAUUCUUGGUCCCAUCGAUGGUUCUCAUAUUCGAAGUGUUCUGUCGUCCUAAGCAUGUCGAGUUUCAGGAAGUGGAAAUGACUCACCAAGAGGCCUGAAGCCGAUCCAUUUUCCAAAUAAUUUUUUUUUCAUGAAUAAAUUGAAUUUAUGUUAAUUUUUCAUUAGUUUUCGUUAAAAAAAGUGUCCUGU